Messenger RNA from Pectinophora gossypiella (pink bollworm), 1173 nucleotides. Its product is annotated as solute carrier family 25 member 35-like. The record is from RefSeq and is a predicted model, not a curated record. The transcript has 6 exons. Lineage: Eukaryota; Metazoa; Arthropoda; Insecta; Lepidoptera; Gelechiidae. The coding region runs from base 262 to 1170 and encodes 302 amino acids.
UACGUCACUUUCAUUGCCACUCUAGUGUUCGCCAUGCUACGUUCAUAAUUUUUAUGACAUGUAGUUUUAAAAAAUACUUACUUUUCAGUUCUAUAGUUUAAAAUCUCUAUAAAUUAAUCAGUUAUCUGAUAUUUGUUCUUCAUUCCGUGUUAUGCAAUGCGCAGCAACAGUAUUGAUGGUGCAACUGUGAUAUUAUUUAUUUUAUAGUCUAGUGAUUUGUGAUAAUAGUUUGAUAAUUUAUUUUAGGGAGAAUAAUUCAAAAUGGACUUCGUAAUUGGCGGGUUGGCCGGCGCAGGCGCCACAUUAGUAACGAACCCUAUGGACGUGGUGAAGACGCGGCUGCAGUUGCAAGGCGAGCUGCGCGCACGCACAGAGACCAAAGCGCGGUACCGAGGCAUUUUCCACGCGCUCUACGUCAUCGCGCGCGCUGACGGUGCGCUCGCGCUCCAAAAAGGACUCGCGCCCGCAGUCUUACUGGGGUUCACUAUGAAUUCAGUCAGAUUAGGCCUAUACCACGUGGCUGAGGUACAGGGAUGGACUCAGAACAGUAGCGGCGUUAUGAGCGUGAACAAAGCAGUGUUCUGGUCCAGCGUGAGUGGGUACCUGAGCGGGCUGAUCGCCAACCCAAUGUCCGUCGUCAAAACCAGGAUACAAGCGGCCUCACAUCCUAGUAUUGCUGUUGGUAGGCAGCAUAGGUAUAAUGGAACGAUGGACGCUUUCUACACAAUCUACAAGACCGAGGGUGUCCGUGGAUUCUUCGCCGGCGUCAACGCGACUUGCACAAGACUUGCCAUCGGCAGCGCCGCGCAACUUACCACAUUCUCUGCCGCAAAAGAAAUGUUAAUCAACCGCAACAUUUGCGACAAGAAUUCUCCAUUCAUCCUGGCUUUCUUGGCCAGCUGCAUCAGUGGGGCCGCGGUGGUCGUUGCAAUAUGCCCUUUUGACGUCACCACAGUUCGACUUUACAACCAGGGUCCAGCCACGAGCAGCGGUCUCCUCUACAAUGGCGUCUUCGACUGUCUCCGCAAGAUUUACAAGACAGAAGGUGUUCACGGCCUUUACAAAGGCAUUGGUCCUCUAUACUUCAGGAUAGCGCCACACACUACACUCUCACUAGUCAUAUGGGACGUCCUAAAUACUAUGUUGCUAAAUAAAAAAGAUAACCGAUAAAAA